This is a messenger RNA of Paramecium sonneborni, 415 nucleotides long. The record is from the annotation of a GenBank genome assembly. NCBI's taxonomy places the organism in Eukaryota, Ciliophora, Oligohymenophorea, Peniculida, Parameciidae.
CUGGAUUAUUAUAACUAAUAAUAGAGAUUAUUGAAUGAAUAUCAAAGAGAUGCACAAUUAAGAAAGAGACAAAAAACCACAAUAGAUCAUAAAAUGCCUCAAGAUUGUAGAGUUAUUAAAGAUGUUAUAUGCUGAAAUAAAUUAUCUUGAUGUUGAAUAAAAGAAUGAAUUUCUAGAUGAUUUUAUUGAACAAUGUCUAAAAGGUUCUUUGGAUGAUUCGAAAUCUGAUUGUUCAUUAUUUUUAAAUCAUUAUAUUACAAAGAGAGGAAAUGGUUGUACAAUUAGAAAUGGUCAUAAAGUAUUUGAGUGUUAAAAAUGUCAAGAAACUUUUAAGACUCAUUAGAUAUUAGGGAAUCAUACUUCUAAAAGCCAUCGAAAAUUCUAGAAGAUAAAUAAAUCUAUAAAAAAAUUUUGA